AUGCCAGGCCUCCCUUCCUCCGUCGACCUCGACGAAUGUAUCGCCCGUCUUUACAAGAAGGAACUCCUCGCCGAGUCGGUCAUCGAGGCGAUAUGCGCCAAAACAAAAGAGCUCCUCAUGAGGGAGUCCAAUGUUGUCCAUGUCAAAGCCCCAGUAACCGUCGUCGGCGAUAUCCACGGCCAGUUCUACGACCUGAUUGAGAUCUUCCGCAUCGGAGGUUUCUGUCCCGACACCAACUAUCUAUUUCUAGGUGACUAUGUCGACCGCGGCAUGUUCUCAGUCGAGACCAUCUCGCUGCUCGUAUGCCUCAAGCUGCGCUACCCCAACCGGCUGCACCUUAUCAGGGGCAACCACGAGUCUCGAGGCGUAACACAGUCUUAUGGGUUCUACACGGAAUGCUCGAGGAAAUACGGCAACGCCAACGUCUGGCACCAUUUCACGGACAUGUUUGACUACUUGACGUUGAGUGUGGUGAUUGACGACAGGAUAUUCUGCGUACAUGGUGGCCUCUCCCCAUCAAUCCACUCCAUCGACCAAAUCAAGAUCAUAGACCGCUUCCGCGAGAUCCCCCACGAAGGCCCCAUGGCCGAUCUCGUCUGGUCCGAUCCCGACCCCGAGCGCGACGAGUUCUCCCUGUCACCCCGCGGCGCAGGCUACACAUUUGGGUCACAAGUCGUGAAGAAGUUUCUCGAAGUCAACAAGAUGGAACACAUCCUCCGCGCCCAUCAGCUGUGCCAGGAGGGAUACCAGACGCUGUUUGACAACCAGCUGUCGACGGUGUGGAGCGCCCCAAAUUACUGUUACCGUUGUGGAAACAUGGCGAGUGUGCUGGAAGUGGGGGAGAACGGAGAGAGGGUGUUCAACGUUUUCGAAGCCGCGCCCGAGAAUGACCAGGUCAAGGACAUGCAGAUGGGGCAGGAUAAGAUGGGGGAGCAGGGGCAGUUGCCGGAUUACUUCUUAUAA
Messenger RNA from Podospora anserina S mat+, 963 nucleotides. RefSeq lists its product as uncharacterized. Bases 1 to 963 code for a protein of 320 amino acids. Gene Ontology annotation, biological process: peptidyl-serine dephosphorylation. Gene Ontology annotation, molecular function: protein serine/threonine phosphatase activity. The transcript has 3 exons. NCBI's taxonomy places the organism in Eukaryota, Fungi, Ascomycota, Sordariomycetes, Sordariales, Podosporaceae. The record is from RefSeq and is a predicted model, not a curated record. Gene Ontology annotation, cellular component: FAR/SIP/STRIPAK complex.